Molecule: messenger RNA, 1059 nt
Organism: Mesorhabditis belari
Lineage: Eukaryota; Metazoa; Nematoda; Chromadorea; Rhabditida; Rhabditidae
Source: the annotation of a GenBank genome assembly
AUGAAAUUCUUCUUGCUUCUCGCUUUUUGCAACACUGUUGCCGGAUUGUACAAUUAUUGCCUAACAACGGGAGUUUCUUGCACGGCCACUGGAGUCUGUUCGACAGGAACAUGCGUUUACAGAGAUUCGAAGAACAAAGUCUGCUGUCCGACUGCUAGCCUUGCUUGUCGAGAUCUUACCGACCCAUCAACGGGUGUCUCGACGUGUUCCGGACAAACGGCUUACUGCACAAAUUCUGCCUAUUACACUCUAAUGACACAACAAUGUCCGGUCAGCUGCGGUUUCUGUGGUUUGAGUAGCUCCAUCUCAACCAGCACCUCUUGUGUCGAUCUUGUCAACCCAUCAACUGGUGUUUCCGAGUGCUCAACGAAAUCCUAUUUGUGCUCAAAUUCGCAAUACUACCAAGUGAUGCUUGUGCAAUGCCCAAGGACAUGCGGUUUUUGCACAGCCUCUUCCUCAGUGAUCAGCUCCUCAACAACUUGCUACAAUCUAGGCACCGAUUGUCCAUCCCGUGCUGCUACUGGCUCAGUCAUUCAAAACAAUAUGUGUUUUCUCCUCAAAUCAACUCUUCUCCUUGUCUUCAUUCAAGUUGUCCGUUCAACAUCUUGUGCAACUACCACAGUAGCUACUGGACCUUGUCCCACGGCAGUUGAUGGAUCUGCAUGCGGUACAACGGCUAUUUGUGCCACAUUCGCCGAUGGAUCUCUUCAAUGCUGUCCUCUUGCUUCUGUUGUAUCGAACACUUCAACUUCUACAACUACAACUCCAGCUUGUGUUGACUUAACGAAUGCUGCGACAGGUGUCUCUGAUUGUGCGGCUCGAGCUGCUAUUGGAUAUUGUACAAGACGCUAUUAUGUGACAUUCAUGAAGAAACAAUGCCGAAAAACAUGUGGAUAUUGCACUUCUUCAUCGACAUCCACCAAUUCCACUUGUGUCGAUUUGGUGAACCCAUCAACUGGAGUCUCUGAUUGUACUCGUCUCUCAUAUUUGUGUUCAAGCUCGGUCUAUUACUCUGUGAUGGUUGUUCAAUGCCCUGUCACUUGUGGAUUCUGUUCUGGA